Pseudomyrmex gracilis is the source of this 3296-nucleotide messenger RNA. Its product is annotated as transcription factor GAGA-like. Lineage: Eukaryota; Metazoa; Arthropoda; Insecta; Hymenoptera; Formicidae. The coding region runs from base 933 to 2126 and encodes 397 amino acids. The transcript is spliced from 5 exons. Gene Ontology annotation, cellular component: nucleus. The record is from RefSeq and is a predicted model, not a curated record. Gene Ontology annotation, biological process: regulation of transcription by RNA polymerase II. Gene Ontology annotation, molecular function: protein binding.
UCGCCGGCAUUUGAAAGAUAAAACAUAUGUUUUUUUAAUCGACUGCCAAUUUUUACUCUAAUCACGUGUUUACGUGUCUUCUGAUCAGACCCUGGUCCUCAGGGGAUUGAGCAGUUUUAUUAACAAAGACUCGAUUUAGGUCAAUGGUGGCCUACAAUGGUGGCCAGAGGAAAGAGUUUGAGGAAUAAAAAUAUUUUAUCAAAACACACGAAAAGAGGAAGGGUAUUUUUCGAUUUUGUGCGUGCAUGUGUGCGUGUGUGUGUGCGCGCGUAUGUUUUUGUAUACGUAGUAGAAAAUUUCGAUUCAACUUUUUAUGCGAUAUAGAGAUCGAUACAAUCGAGAAACAACACAUCGAACAACGCCAUGUUUGUUGCGACGAGCGUCUCGCAGGAGUCCAAGUCAAGGCCAGUUUCGAUUGGUCGUCGCAGCGCGCAUACACGAGAGAACGCGCUGCUUGCCUUCUAUAUUUGUAACUACAGCACGACGUCUCUCGUACGCGACCGCCCCCGAUGAGUUUGAAGUGUUUGAACUUCAUUUUUCGAGUCGCGCGCCGUAGCCCGUGUCGUGAGAGCGAUUUUUUUUGGUAUCCCGUGAAAAAGGUUUAAACCGCGCGAGUUUUGUUGCCGUGCGAUGCUCUCGUGCUAAAACUCGUCGUCUGGUUCGAACGAUCUACUAUCGAAACCGGUGGUACGAUCACGUAGAAGCUCGACCUGGCAGCCGCUCGACUGCCAACUCGCGCUACUUAUGCCUAGAUGACCCACUGUACCGCGACUUUCUCCAACCCAAUUUUCAACACUGGCAACGCGUAGCUGUCAGCCUGCGGAAUUAUCGAGGUCGUCGUCGUCGUCGUCGUCGUCGUUGCCGUUAUAUCAUCGUCGUCGUGACAAAAGAAACCCUCGCGCUGUCGAAAGUUGUGAAUUAUUUGAUACACGAUGGGUAGCAGCAGUCAACUCUAUAGUCUAUCCUGGGGAGAGUUCAGUUCCUCUCUGACUUCUGCGGUACAGGUGUUAAGAGGACACGGCGACUUAGUGGACGUCACCCUGGCUGCUGGUGGCCGUAGUUUUCCUGCACACAAAAUUGUUCUCUGUGCCGCCAGUCCGUUUCUAUUGGAUUUGCUAAAGAGCACACCAUGUCAGCAUCCUGUAGUUAUGCUGGCGGGAAUUGGAGCCGAUGACUUGGAAUCAUUGUUAGAGUUUGUGUAUCGGGGAGAAGUCAGCGUCGAGCCGUCUCAGUUGCCUUCUCUGCUUCAGGCCGCUCAUUGUCUGUGCAUUCAUGGAUUGACACCACCAACCAUAGUAACAGAAAGCGGAGAGGAAGUUCCUGCGUCCGCGAUACCGGCUGCAAAUGACAGUUUGCCGAAGACAACGCUCAAUUCUUACUAUCCGUUGAAACGGAGAAAAAGGAGGAGGAAAUCGUCAACAUCUUCCGGAAAAUGGCCGAAUAAUACUAACACCGACAGUGAAAACAGACCUUUGGACGACGACAACAACAGAACGCUUUCUUACGAAAACAAAGACGAGGAUGUUGCAGAUCAAACUGAUGAUACAGCGAGUAACUGCUUGGCGGGAAACUACGCGAACAAUCAUCGGGGUCACUCGCCGCGAUCUCAAGAAUCGUCCGUUGCGGACAAUCAUCAUGCGUCUCAUCAGGAUCACGUUUCGGACAGCGAACCGCAGCUUCACACGUUGAUGCCAGUGCAGCCGUUUUCGUCGCUGCACAUACCUCAAUUUCCCAGCCUCGGCUUCGCGUCCGGUCUGACGCUGUCCAGUUUGGCGGCCGCCGCCGGCAAUCAGUCAAAAGCGCGCGGCGCGUCUGACUGUCCGGGUGUUUGUCCGCUUUGCGGCGCGACGCUGCGUCAGGCGAGAAAUCUACGCAGGCAUCUCUUGUCGUCGUGCAAACAUCGAAGUAGUUCAAUGACUGCGACAACAACAGCAAUGUCCGACACGAAUGUGGAAGUGAAAAGUGAACCGCUCGAGUCCGGCGAUCAAUCAAUGACUUACGGACUUGACAGUGGCAGUAACAGUUGCGAACAAAUAGUCUGCAAACCGAGCCUGCUCUCGCCGACGACGCACGAGUCUGAGGUCUCACCGCCGAGCGGCAUCCCGUCACCUACGGUCGCUAGAUAAAUGUACAGAGAGAAAGAAAGAAAGAAAGAGAGAAAGAGAGAGAAAGAAAGAAAGAAAGAGAGAGAGAAAGAGAGAGAGAGAGGGAGGGAGAGAGAGAGAGAAGAGAAAGACAGAGAGGGACUUAACGGAUUCAACAUGGAACAUUGUCGUCAAAAUCAUUUUGUCGAUUGUUCGUUUUUUUAUAGCUGAUUUUCUCACGGAUUCCGUUCGAUUGUCGCCCUUGAGACGGCGAUAAUCGAAACUGUGACUUUGUGAUUUAUAUACAUUAUUGAGUAUGAGCAUUCAGGAGAGAAGAAAAGCUGAAGGUCAUUACGUUAUUUUGUAUAGUUUCAGUUGUAAUAUUUAUACGAAUCGUUAAUUACUCAUAUAUACGUAUUAUUUAAGUCCAGACACAAAAAAUCUUCCGCCUAGAGUUUAAGGGAAUACUGUAGGAUUAAUCGAUACAAAUUCUUAAAUAUAGAGUGAAGAAGAAAGUGUUUUUUGUCAGAUAUUUUCGUUAUUCUUUUAUUGUCAGCUGCCGCGAUAAUCGUGCAACAGUGCAAUCCCUUGUUACUACAUCAACUCUACCCUGUGUACUACACACGUCGAGUACUACGUCUACCGCUCGUACGAAUUUUACCGCUCCUCUGAUUUGCUCGUCGCGCGGGAUAAAAAAAAAAUGGUCUAAUUAAAUCGCGUUUCCAAAACAACAUACCACUUGUUUUUACGAGAGGUACAAUAAUGAUGAAAACAAGAAAAACCUGAAAAGUCUCUUCCAAAAACCACCAAAGGUGAAAUAAUAAUCAGGCGCACAUUCCUAUUUUGUACCAACAAGCUCCGCUGGUGUACGUGAAAUUGGUGACAAUAGUGCAUAUACAAAGCAUACUAACGUGAAGAGAUAAGAUGAUGAUGUAUUUAUUCUGAUUUUCUUUUCUUGCAAAUAAAGUAUGUGAUAAUAUACAACACUGUGUUGUUGUGUCUCCAUGACAAAUCUAAUUUUGCAUCAACGUUGUUUUCGCAAUUACAUCCGCAAAAUCAUUUUCACACACACGUAUUUUAUUUGUCGUAUUUAUCAGAAACGAGAAAUAUUUGCGUCUUAGAGUUUAUUCGAAGAUCUGAGGCAAGGAGAAAAAUUAUGUAAUCGCGUCGAUCACGUCGUUCAAGAAUUCUCUUCAGCCUUCAUGGAAUUCG